AUGGCGCGGUUCGAAGACGAGGACGAAGAUCGCCAGAUGCGGCAAGCACGCAUCGAGGUCCUCAGCUUCCUGGAGCGCAGUCCAACUGCGGAGCGGCACUCGCAGGCCUUGGCUUCAGUUCUUCAGCGCGAGGAUCCGAAGCUCUGCUCUCGAGCCAUCCGUCUUCUCAAGGCUGUCUUUUUUGUCCUUGGGAUCUAA
This is a messenger RNA of Symbiodinium sp. CCMP2456, 198 nucleotides long. Lineage: Eukaryota; Dinophyceae; Suessiales; Symbiodiniaceae. The record is from the annotation of a GenBank genome assembly.